AUGGAGAAAGGCCAUUUUGGCGACUAUUCUUCUGAUAGUGACCCAUAUGAGUCGGGUCAAGAAUCGAGUAGGGAAAAUUUCAGUGAGGGUGAAAUUGCCCAGGGGGCUCAAAGUGAUGACAACGGGAACAGUUUGUCAAUACAUGCUGACAAUGAGUCAGACUCUGAAAGAUUUGACCCUACUGAGGGUGAAUCAUCGUUCAUGUUGGAGGGGGGCAUGGCAUCGUACUGUAGAAAGUACUUCUAUAAACAUCUGACAGAUGAGAGCAUCAAGAGAAAUAUUCUAGAUGAUGCUCCUGUGCCUUCAAAUGCUUUCUGCAACCCUCCAAAGGUUGAAGAGUUUGUAGAAGAUUUCAUAGACUACAACUCUAUGAAAUUUCUUAAGUUGCGUGAUAAAAGUUUAGCUUUUAUACAAAAGAAAAUAACACAAGUUAUGGGACCAUUGGUCAAAGUUUGGUCAGCCAUUGAUGGGGCUAGGAAAGGACAGGAAGAAAAUGACAAUUUUUCAGUCAUGGAUAUGCUCAAAUUAGUGGAGCAAGUGGUCGUUCUGGUCGGGCAGGCAAAUGCUACUUGUUUGUACGAACGACACCUGAACUUCCUGGCCAAAAUCAUGAAAGGUGUUAAAAAGGCCAAAGAGCAAUUAAAAACUUACGAGCAUGAUUUAGCUCAGGAGACCCAUACCCUGUAUGGUGACACCAUAUAUAAAGCCCUGGAUCGUAGGUGCAAGAGCAAGAAGCGUGCAAGGGAAAUAUUCCGUGAGAUCCAAUCAAAACGUAGACGUUUUGACCAGCCCUUUCGGGGGACACCCUCACGUGGAUACUCGCAAGGUCAUAGCCAAGGACGUGGGGGCAGAGUCUCGACAUAUCAAUCUUUCAAGCAAAGUGGGCAAGGCCCAAAGAAGGGAGGUUUUGGAUUUAGGAUCCCCAAGAAGAACAGAACUGGAGACAGCAGGUAUGAAAUCAAAAGAGGACAUACCUCUAGUUUUGCAACAAAUAGUGAAAAUCUCGAGUCUGAACAAACUGCAUGCCUCAGUAAGUCAGAUAGAAUUCAAAGAAAUUUAUCAAAACGACAUUCCCUUAGGGGGGAGAUUAAAACACUUUCUAGAAAAUUGGAAAUUGAUAACAAGAGACAAAUACUUGUUGGAGAGUAUUUCCGGAUAUCAGAUAGAAUUUGA
Molecule: messenger RNA, 1173 nt
Organism: Ostrea edulis (European flat oyster)
Lineage: Eukaryota; Metazoa; Mollusca; Bivalvia; Ostreida; Ostreidae
Exons: 1
Coding region: 1-1173 (390 amino acids)
Source: RefSeq, a predicted model, not a curated record